AUGGGAGCUCUCAGCAAUACUGACUGGACUGCCAUCGAUAUCUUGCGCGUCGGUUACGAAAGGAGCAACCAGAGAACCGGACAGCGCUUCGAUCAUCCUGUCACGCUCCUUACUUCGGUGAGAGAAGAAUCCACGUCCUGGGACCGGGCCUAUGCUGUAGUGGCACGAUGCCACUUAACCCUACAGCGGCACGUAAUUGGAGAUGUCCCAGUUGAGGUGAAGGAAGCAGCUCUUGUUCGCCUGGCCUCUCCACCAGCUAUCUGCCUACGCGCCCAGCGGCUACACUCGGGAGACGUCAUUUACCCGGUCGAGAUCAAUCACUUAUUCUCCACUAGUCUCGAGGUCUCUAUCGCGCAGCUAGAUCAGCCCAACCACGAAGGCACCAAGUGCCUCUACCUUCGUGAGAGAGGCACCGGCAAGAUUUUGGCUUUGACCUGUCGGCACGUGGUAUCGGAUGAGCAUCAACCAAACGAGGACUACCUCUAUGACGAAUCUGACCCUGCCUCUCGAUUAACAAUGAUUCAACAUGGCGAUGGCGCCCAUAGAGAUAUGAUGGCAUUAAUCACCAGCCAGAAGAGCAAGAUAGAGUGCUCAAAAACGCUCCUGGCGAACAUGGUCAUCCUCGAUGACGAGAAAAGAAAGGAGAAGAGCGUCUUAGAUGCCAAGGUUGCCCUCCUUGACCAAGCCAAGCAGACCUUGGCGUCCGUUGAAGAUCACACUAGUCGCAUCUUUAGUCAUGUCCUUUUCUCUCCCAAGCUGAGCAAUGAGGUCAAUGGCACCUAUGCAGUAGGUGUCGAGUGA
Molecule: messenger RNA, 801 nt
Organism: Fusarium falciforme
Lineage: Eukaryota; Fungi; Ascomycota; Sordariomycetes; Hypocreales; Nectriaceae
Exons: 1
Coding region: 1-801 (266 amino acids)
Source: RefSeq, a predicted model, not a curated record